UGAUGCUGUCCUACCCGGCUGGAUCCCGGACUCCAGCUUUCACAGGCCUGCUUGGGUGUGAGAUGUUCCUUCUCACCUGUCAUAUCAGGGACUGCAGGGGGCUAGGGGUUGGUCUAAAGACCUAGGACUCUGGAUCAGCCUGAGUAGCUGAUGCUUUCCUCUGUGAUGGGCAGGUGUUGGAGAAGCUGCAGGAGAAGUUAGCAGGCUAGGGCUGGUCUCCUGAUUCAUUAUCCUGUUUCCCUGAUGGGCUGCAACUCAAGGCAACUUAUUCUGGGCCAUCUAGUUUCAGAGGUGGAGACGAGUGAGGCUGGCCGUGGGCAUGGUUGUCCCUCAUUGUAGUGCUGCUGAGAUUCUUCUAGGGGGCUGCCAGGGGCUUCUGCCAUGAUUCUAAGUAAGUGGAACUGGUUUGGCAUAUGCCCUGUCUCUCGGGUCUCUGGAAUGGGAGCCAGGUCUGGAAUCCACCCCAUGGAAGGGGCGGUUCCUGUUGUAGUCCAGCCCCUUCCUGGUCUAGGGCUUCAAAUACCUGUGGGUGCUUUGGAACCAGAGCUACUGUAUCCAAGACUGCAGUUCAUCUUGGGCCACGUGAGGCCCUUAAUCUGGAUUGAAUCUCUCUGACUGACUCAGGACCCUUGAGUUUUUGAUAGCACCUUAUUCACAACCCAGGCUUCCUGCUUUGCCAUGGGUUGGCCCUGGGCGUUGCUGACAGCACUUUGGGCACUGGGGGCCAUGGGGGCCACAGCGCUACGUAUUGGAGCCUUCAACAUUCAGAGCUUUGGUGACAGCAAAGUGUCAGAUCCAGACUGCGGCAGUGUCAUAGCACAGAUCCUGGCUGGCUAUGACAUCGCCCUGGUGCAGGAGGUACGAGACCCAGACCUGAGUGCAGUGUCCUUGCUCAUGGAGCAAAUUAACAGAGUGUCCAAGCACAAGUACGGUUUUGUGAGCAGCAAGCCACUUGGACGUGACCAAUACAAGGAGAUGUAUCUGUUUGUCUACAGGAAAGAUGCGGUGUCGGUUGUGAGCACAUACCAGUACCCAGACCCAGAGGAUGCCUUCAGCCGGGAACCUUUUGUGGUCAAAUUCUCAGCUCCUAGCUCUGCCGCCAAGGAGCUCGUGCUGAUCCCCCUGCAUGCAGCACCGCACCAGGCAGUGGCAGAGAUCGAUGCCCUCUACGAUGUGUACCUCGAUGUGAUUGACAAGUGGAACACCGAUGACAUGCUGUUUCUGGGCGACUUUAAUGCCGACUGCAAGUACGUCAAGGCCCACGACUGGGUAUCGAUCCGCCUGCGCAGCAGUGAGGUGUUUAAGUGGCUCAUCCCUGACAGUGCGGACACCACAGUGGGCAACUCCGACUGUGCCUACGAUAGGAUCGUAGUGAGUGGCGCCCACCUGCGCAGGAGCCUGAAGCCCCAGUCAGCCGCUGUUCAUAACUUUCAGGAGGAACUGGGCCUAGAUCAGACGCAGGCUCUUGCCAUCAGCGACCAUUUUCCUGUGGAAGUGACCUUCAAGUCUCACUGACAGCUGAGGCCCGGCCAGGAUAUGCCACCUGCAGACUCUGUCCCUAAGGAAUAGCAUCAUAAUGGAUCACUGGGUGGCGGGCCACCCACCCACUGAGAAUACAGGGCAGGGCCAGCUGGUGUGGACAGUGGCCAUGGGCACAUUACAGGAUUACUGGGAGCCUGUUUCCUGUCUGUAAGGAGUGCUGACAUCACGUGAUCUACCUCAUAGGGCUGCUGUGGAGAACCCGUGGAAAGCACCGGAGCAGCACGCACUAACUGCAUGCUUAGUGAACAAGCCGCUCUUACCAUUACCCACACGUUGGAUGAGGCCUCUGUGCCUUCUGAGACCUCGGUUCCUAGGCUGUAAAACUUGGUCUUAAUGCCCAGUAGAUCUCUUUCCAUUGCUCUCAAGGAAAUGGAUGGCUUAGCUUGUCCACUUCCCAGCCUGGUGGAAACCGGUCACUUCUAGACCAUGCCAGUUCCCUGUCCUUAUUUCCUUUGUACAAACUUCAAACACUUCCCGUGCUCAUUCUGCCCUUCAGGGAUCCUGACACACUCAUCUGAAGCAGAGGCUGGGUUCUUAUCUUGCUCUGCAGGAGCAAGGGAGGCUGCACCCACCCAGUGUGUGAGCUGUUCUGGAACUUUCUGGGGAGGAACCCCACACAGCAAAACAAAGGCACCUGCUUGGCACUCAAGUCCUGUCCAGAGCCCACGCCGUGCUUGGGUUGAGCCCUUCAAAGGAGUCUUAUGGUCUUAUGUAGCUUCUUCCCUGGAGUCCUGGGCAAGGCCCUGAGGAUGGAGGUUUAUGCUCGGGUGGGCCAUCACUUUAGGAGCAGGAAAUUGUCCCGUGGACAUAAGACUCUCGUGAGGUUUCUGGUUGUUAAAACUUCUCAUCUUUGUGUGUGUGUAUUUAUUUUUGUGUGUGUCUAUGGAGGUCAAUAAAAUAUCUUU
Messenger RNA from Microtus oregoni (creeping vole), 2447 nucleotides. It is a transcript of the gene Dnase1l2, whose product is annotated as deoxyribonuclease 1 like 2. Gene Ontology annotation, molecular function: DNA nuclease activity. Lineage: Eukaryota; Metazoa; Chordata; Mammalia; Rodentia; Cricetidae. Gene Ontology annotation, cellular component: nucleus. Bases 679 to 1515 code for a protein of 278 amino acids. The transcript is spliced from 8 exons. The record is from RefSeq and is a predicted model, not a curated record. Gene Ontology annotation, biological process: DNA catabolic process.